UAUACACAAUGAUGAGACUAGAAAAGAAUACUUACCAGAAAAGUAUGAUCCCUUGUUAAAUGGGCCUUCCCGCGGAAGAAUAAAAAAAGAUAUCACGUCGAUAAACGAUACUUCGAUCAAAAAGUUGAGAGAGAAGGUUAUGCUAAAUAGACUUCAUGCUUUAUUGUUGAUGUCUACUUUUGAAAAAAAGGAAAAAAAACCAUUACAAGUUGGUGAGUUCUCAACUUUAUCAUCAAGUUUCAAUUUAACGGAUUCAGAACAACUAACAAAAUUUUUAGUAAAUGCAAUUGAGACAGACGAUAAAAAAUCUUCUGCAAUAGAAAAAAUAGGUAAAGAAGAAAUUGGUAAAAAAGUCCCCCGAUGGUCAUACAAAUUAAUAACUGAAUUGGAACAAAUAUCGUAUUUUACAAAUCCACCAGAUGAUCAUGAUAUUCGUUCAAGAAAAGGGAUCAGUGUAUUAAUUUUUGAAGAACCUAAGACUCUCAAAGAUAAGACUACAAACAAAGAUAAGAAUACAAAAGAUACAAAUAUUCAAGCUAUAAAAUCCGACGAUAAUGAGAAAGAUAAAAAUAUUAAAAAGAAAAAGGAAGAUGAGGAUAAUAAGCUUUUUUUAUUACGAUAUCCGCACCAAUCUGAUUUUCGCCAAGGCUUAAUAAAAGACUCUAUGCGAACUCAAAGACGUAAAAUAGUUAUUGAGGGACUUUUUAAAGCAAAUGCGCAUUCCCCUCUUUUUUUUGACAGGAUGAGGAAAAAAACCUUUUUUUCUCUACC
Cuscuta europaea is the source of this 771-nucleotide messenger RNA. Lineage: Eukaryota; Viridiplantae; Streptophyta; Magnoliopsida; Solanales; Convolvulaceae. The record is from the annotation of a GenBank genome assembly.